Molecule: messenger RNA, 2453 nt
Organism: Rubroshorea leprosula
Lineage: Eukaryota; Viridiplantae; Streptophyta; Magnoliopsida; Malvales; Dipterocarpaceae
Source: the annotation of a GenBank genome assembly
CCAUUAUUUUAAUUGGUUGAACAAUUUGGUUUUUCAACGGUGGGUACACGUUUUUUUAAUCCCUUGCUGACUUUAAGACUCAGUUUGUUUCUGGACCUCGUUUUCCUUGGAAAAUUCCGGGGUUUGGUUUUCCUAUAAAAGGAAGAGUUUCGUUGGCACGACACACAUAAUCCACAAAAGCCUCUUGUUUCAUCUUUUCUGCUUUCUGGGUAUUCUGGUUUUUUUGUCUCCAAUUUUCAGCUUUCUGAUAUCUUGCAGAGAGUGGUGUUGGGUAGAAGAGAAAGAAAAGUGUGUCCUUUGCUGGAGAGAAAAAUGAUGAACGGUGGUGAUGUAGUGGAUAACAAGGCUGCUGUUGAAGGAGGUGUGAAGGACAUGUACGGUGAGGAUAGUGCCACGUUGAAUCAGCUUGCCACUCCUUGGACUAUCUCUGUUUCCAGUGGGUAUUCACUGUUGCGUGACCCGCGCCACAACAAGGGACUUGCAUUCACUGAGAAAGAGAGAGAUGCACACUACUUGCGUGGCCUUUUGCCCCCGGUUGUCCUGAGCCAGGAGCUUCAGGAGAAGAGAUUGAUGAACACCCUUCGUCAAUAUCAAGUUCCUUUGCAACGAUACAUGGCCAUGAUGGAUCUUCAGGAGAGGAAUGAACGACUCUUCUACAAGCUUCUUGUCGAUAACGUGGAGGAGCUUCUCCCAGUGGUGUACACUCCCACCGUUGGUGAAGCAUGCCAAAAAUAUGGAAGCAUUUUCAGGCGCCCUCAGGGUCUCUACAUUAGUUUGAAAGAGAAGGGAAAGAUUCUUGAAGUGUUGAAGAAUUGGCCAGAGAGAAGUAUUCAAGUCAUUGUUGUUACUGAUGGUGAGCGUAUUUUGGGGCUGGGUGACCUUGGCUGCCAGGGAAUGGGUAUACCAGUAGGAAAACUCUCUCUUUAUACAGCACUAGGAGGAGUCCGUCCCUCAGCAUGCUUGCCAAUUACUCUUGAUGUUGGCACUAACAAUCAGAAGUUGUUAGAUGAUGAGUUCUAUAUUGGACUUAGGCAAAGGAGGGCCACUGGACAGGAAUAUUCCGAAUUUCUUCAUGAGUUCAUGAGUGCGGUGAAGCAGAACUAUGGGGAGAAAGUACUAAUACAGUUUGAAGAUUUUGCAAACCACAAUGCAUUUGAUCUCUUGGCAAAAUACAGUACCACUCAUCUUGUUUUCAAUGAUGAUAUACAGGGUACAGCUUCUGUGGUGCUAGCUGGACUUAUUGCAUCCUUGAAAUUACUUGGUGGAACUCUAGCUGACCAUACAUUCUUAUUCCUGGGUGCUGGAGAGGCUGGAACUGGAAUAGCUGAGCUUAUAGCUCUUGAGAUAUCAAAGCAGACAAAUGCUUCAAUGGAAGAGUCCCGCAAGAAGAUUUGGCUUGUUGACUCCAAGGGAUUGAUUGUUAGCUCUCGCAAAGAGUCCCUCCAACACUUCAAGCAGCCUUGGGCCCAUGAGCAUGAACCUGUCAAGGAACUCGUAAAUGCAGUGAAAGCAAUCAAGCCAACUAUCCUGAUAGGAACAUCUGGAGUGGGAAAAACAUUCACAAAGGAGGUGGUCAAGGCCAUGGCAGUGUUGAAUGAGAAACCUCUUAUUAUGGCUCUAUCCAACCCUACCUCACAAGCUGAAUGUACAGCUGAAGAAGCAUAUACAUGGACUGAGGGUCGAGCAAUCUUUGCCAGUGGAAGUCCAUUUGAUCCUGUUGAAUAUAAUGGAAAACUUAAUGUGCCUGGCCAGGCCAACAAUGCCUAUAUAUUCCCAGGAUUUGGUUUGGGUGUGAUUAUCUCUGGUGCGAUACGUGUUCAUGAGGACAUGCUUUUGGCAGCCUCGGAAGCUUUGGCUGAACAAGUGACACAGGAAAACUACGACAAGGGAUUGAUUUACCCUCCAUUCGCCAACAUCAGAAAGAUCUCAGCCCAUAUUGCUGCCAAGGUUGCUGCUAAGGCAUAUGAACUUGGACUGGCCUCUCGUCUCCCACAACCCGAGGACCUCGUCAAAUGUGCCGAAAGCAGCAUGUACAGCCCAACCUACAGAACCUAUCGCUGAACACGGAUGAAGUCUUGCAUUUUGUAGCCUGCAAUUACCUAGUCUUGUUUUAUUUACAUUACGAUUAUUGUAUGUUUGUUCCAUCAUCAUAUUUACCGUUAAGAUAUCUAGUAAUUUAGGUUCUUAGCAUAGCCACUAGGUCAAGGUAUUAUUUUUCAUUCUUUUUCUUGAAUAAAUUUUCUAAGAACGAUGUUACAAUCCUAGUUGAAAUGAAUCACGGUAUUUUUGUCUACGAUGAGAUAUACGGUACAAUUGCACUUCAGGUAUUUUGAUCCCCUCUUCCUUUCUGCCUUCCCCUGUACUUGUUUUGAGUGUUAACUCAUUGCGAUCUGCAGAAGCUUAGCGUUCAUGAUUAGUAAGCAACUACAUCAGAAUGAAUGGAAUAAUACCAA